Triticum aestivum (bread wheat) is the source of this 1315-nucleotide messenger RNA. RefSeq names its product gamma-gliadin B-I-like. The transcript has a single exon. The coding region runs from base 61 to 1158 and encodes 365 amino acids. Lineage: Eukaryota; Viridiplantae; Streptophyta; Magnoliopsida; Poales; Poaceae. The record is from RefSeq and is a predicted model, not a curated record. Gene Ontology annotation, molecular function: nutrient reservoir activity.
AUAAUGAUCAUCACAAGCACAAGCAUCAAACCAAGCAACACUAGUUAACACCAAUUCACCAUGAAGACCUUCCUCAUCUUUGCCCUCCUUGCCGUUGCAGCGACAAGUGCCAUUGCACAAAUGGAGACUAGCCACAUCCCUGGCUUGGAGAAACCAUCGCAACAACAACCAUUACCACUACAACAAAUAUUAUGGUACCACCAACAGCAACCGAUCCAACAACAACCACAACCAUUUCCACAACAGCCACCAUGUUCACAGCAACAACAACCACCAUUAUCGCAGCAACAACAACCACCAUUUUCACAGCAACAACCACCAUUCUCGCAGCAAGAACUACCAAUUCUACCGCAACAACCACCAUUUUCGCAGCAACAACAACCACAAUUUUCGCAGCAACAACAACCAUUCCCGCAGCAACAACAACCACUUCUACUGCAACAACCCCCAUUUUCACAACAACGACCACCAUUUUCUCAGCAGCAGCAACAACCAGUUCUACCGCAACAACCACCAUUUUCGCAACAGCAACAACAACAACCAAUUCUACCGCAACAACCACCUUUUUCGCAACACCAACAACCGGUUCUUCCGCAACAACAAAUACCAUAUGUUCAGCCAUCUAUCUUGCAGCAGCUAAACCCAUGCAAGGUAUUCCUCCAGCAGCAAUGCAGCCCUGUGGCAAUGCCACAAAGUCUUGCUAGGUCGCAAAUGUUGUGGCAGAGCAGUUGCCAUGUGAUGCAGCAACAAUGUUGCCAGCAGCUGCCGCGAAUCCCCGAACAAUCACGCUAUGAUGCAAUCCGUGCCAUCAUCUACUCGAUCGUCCUACAAGAACAACAACAUGGUCAGGGUUUCAACCAACCUCAGCAGCAACAACCCCAACAGUCGGUCCAAGGUGUCUCCCAACCCCAACAACAACAGAAGCAGCUCGGACAGUGUUCUUUCCAACGACCUCAACAACAACAACUGGGUCAAUGGCCUCAACAACAACAGGUACCACAGGGUACCUUGUUGCAGCCACACCAAAUAGCUCAACUUGAGUUGAUGACUUCCAUUGCACUCCGUACCCUGCCAAUGAUGUGCAGUGUCAACGUGCCGGUGUACGGCACCACCACUAGUGUGCCAUUCGGCGUUGGCACCCAAGUUGGUGCCUACUGAUAAGAAAAUAUCUCUAGUAAUAUAUAGUUGGAUCGCCGUUGCUUAGUCGAUGGGCAUGUCGAUGUAGCGGUGGCAAAUAAAGUGUCACACAAUGUCAUGUGUGAUCCGCACAAACGAGUUUAAAUUAUGAAAUAAAAUACAAAUAAAGUUUGAUCUA